Molecule: messenger RNA, 441 nt
Organism: Daphnia pulicaria
Lineage: Eukaryota; Metazoa; Arthropoda; Branchiopoda; Diplostraca; Daphniidae
Exons: 3
Coding region: 127-441 (104 amino acids)
Cellular component (GO): membrane
Source: RefSeq, a predicted model, not a curated record
CACUUUCUUCCAAAAUCAGGUGGAAGGAUUGAAUCCGCAAAGGAUCUGCACGAAUUUCACGUCGAUCUUGAACUGCGCACUGCUACUCCGUUAAAGGUGGCGGCUCGUUUUCAAAUCAACAUUCUGAUGCAAUCUAUACCGGGCAUUGAAGUCGUCGAAGAUAUCCGGGAGGUGUACAUGCCAGUGAUCUGGUUCGGUGUGGAGGCUGAUUUAAGCGACAAACUUUUGGGAUUGAUCCAUUUCAUGUUAAUAGGACCCUACAUCGGAUGCUUCUUCUUUUUCAUGAUGUUCGUUACCUGCAUAAUUGUGGUCGCAAAAAGUGCAGUCAAGUAUUCCAAGAUGAGAAAGGAAGUUCCGCCAGUACAUCCGGAGGAAGAAGGUGAUCGAUCGAAAGAAGAAGACCUUGAAAAAUCCGAACCCAUUCAAAAAACAAAUACGUAA